GUGGGAGCGCGGCAACGAGAAAGGACUGUUGCACGAAGUCUUGGACCAGUGGUACAAGCUCUUCGUUCCAAGAUCACGGCAGGCCGCGAUGCUCAGCAGUUAUCUCGUGUCCUGGGAGAUGGAAGCAGAGGUCGGCUUGACGCAAACCUGCUUCUCCGCCUGGCAGCAUCUCGUCCAGGGGGAAGCACGGAGACGCCUGCGAGAGCGAAGCCGCGAAGGUGUGCACCUUGCCGUGCAGAAGUUCUUACUGGGCAACCAGAAAGGGUUGUUGCAUGAAGCCCUGAGCCUGUGGCAGCAUCUGUGUGCCAAACGCGCCCAGCGCGACCUCCUCCUGAAGAAGUACUUGGUGUCCUUCGAGAUGGAGACGGGGGUUGGUCUGACUCAGACUUGCUUGGCUUCCUGGAAGAAGUUGGUCGAUGCACAGGCACGGCAACGCAGCAAGGAGCAUGGGCACGAAGCGGUCAAGCUGGCGCUUCAGAAGUGGGAACGCGGCAAUGCUGCAGGUCUGUUGCACGAGGUCGUGACUCAGCCAUCUGCUCAGCCGAUGCAGGAAAGGGGGCUUUCACGUACUGCUAGUUUCUUUCUACUGCUUCCACAAGCAUUGUGGUAA
This is a messenger RNA of Symbiodinium necroappetens, 610 nucleotides long. NCBI's taxonomy places the organism in Eukaryota, Dinophyceae, Suessiales, Symbiodiniaceae. The record is from the annotation of a GenBank genome assembly.